This is a messenger RNA of Capronia epimyces CBS 606.96, 1992 nucleotides long. RefSeq lists its product as uncharacterized. The record is from RefSeq and is a predicted model, not a curated record. The transcript has a single exon. NCBI's taxonomy places the organism in Eukaryota, Fungi, Ascomycota, Eurotiomycetes, Chaetothyriales, Herpotrichiellaceae. Gene Ontology annotation, molecular function: protein binding. The coding region runs from base 1 to 1992 and encodes 663 amino acids.
AUGCCGGGCGGUUCCACGGCCUCAGUAUCGACUCUCGAGGAUAUGGACAACAACAGCAACUCCGACCCCCUCCCAUAUGUUCUCGCAAGGCACAGCAGUCAUGAUUGCUACUUCGACAUCAAAAUCAUCCAGGCUGAACUCGCCACCUUCCAUGGCAGACCAGCGUAUCAGCUGCAUUUCAAACUCGACUUUGCCCGGCCGUUCGAGGCGUCGAAGCGCAUCCGAUCAGCCGUGGUCAACGUCGAUGUUUCCGCUCAAAAAUCAGACCCCGGGCGUCGUGGACCAACCAUAUCUGCCAUCGACCCCGAAGCAAGUCUCGUAUACAUAGCCGACCAUGAGAUCGCUUCCGGCCAGAAUGUCGGCGUCAAUCUAGGGGCGCCCGGUCCAGCAGCAGGCGCCAUCAGUGUCAGUGCAGGACUGUCCUGGGGCGACAAGACCACGUUCAAAGGCUCAAGGCUGAUCCAUGGCUUUCUUCCAGCCUCGAACAAGGCUCAGUGGAAAAUGUAUGAGGAGCGCAAAAGCAAGAGUGGCUUGCCUCCAUCCGUGCGACUGAUGAUGAUCGUUGAAACUGAUACGAGCUUUCACGUCAGCGCAGAUGUUCUGGUGCAGCGUUGGAGUGGCUGGGGCCCGUUCGGAGCGGUGAAAAGCCUCAGGUCAUCGACGACGGUUGAGACUCCCCAAGUCUAUCUGGUGCGACGCAAGCGAGCGCCAUAUACGAGUGAGAGCGCACUCAUGGUUUCCGACAAUGUUACGAAAGUGCUCAAAGAGAGUGAGGAGAGGAUGCAGAUCCUGGAGAGCAUCAUCGACAGUAAUUUUCCACAACUCAACUUGAAGGCUGUUUAUGGCCCUGGCAUCGCCAUUCUGGUCCUACGGCCCCUAAAUCAGCUAUUCGACCGGAAACAGCUCCUGGUCCCAUUCCAUGCUCUCUGUAGACUUGGCAGGGCGGAUGAGCAAUUCCGAGCGACUGACACGAACGGAUUAUUUGAUGCCGCAGCUGUGUCAGAUCCACAUGCAGCAGUGCGAGCGGAUGAAAAGACAGGCUCGGUCUACAUCGAGGACCACAUGUCAACGGGUGGGAUCUUCGUCAACGGGCAGCAGCUUGCGGCAGGGCAGUCGUUGGAGUUACAUAAAGGCGAUGAGCUCCAGCUCGGCACCGACAUACUCGACGACGACGGGGCUUCAAUCAAACAUCCCAAGCUAUUGGCGAGAGUUGAGUUCGCCGGACUGCUGAGCCGUGUAUCGUCAGAGGAUGCUUUGGACCUGGGCAUGCUAGCCAUACCUCAGAACGCAGGCCAGUUUGGAGCCAGCCACAUACUCCGUGCUCGAAAAGAAGCAGUGCGUAAAGACGUCGACAACAAGUUCGAAAUCUGGAAGUUGAUGAUGGCGGACGAGGAACAGGAAGACAUGCUCACGACCCUUGAGGCCCUCGUGGAUCGCCGAAUAGAAGCACUGGAUCUCAAUGUCUUUGCUUCCUUGGACUCUCCCCGCCCCAUGAUGCUGAUAGAAAGGAAGAGAAUCUCGACACCUCCAGCUUUCCUUCGAGAAUCGAGCCCUUCUUCCUUCCAGUCUCCUCACGCUCCCUCGGACGAUUCUGCUGGUACAGAGACUCCCCGUCCUCCGAGUGAGAGAAUCCCGACACCUCCAGCCCCCAGACCUCCUAGAGAAUCCAGCCCUUCUUCCUUCCACUCUCCCCACUUUGUCCAGGACGAUUCUUCUCCGAUUGUGAUAGAAGAGCGGAGGGCCCCGAGCCUUCCAGCUCCCCGGGCCUACGUUGAAGAAGAACGUGUCAUCAGAGACCGGCCCUACGUUGAACAACGUGCCAUCCACAGAGAAAGGGCUCCAGAAAUUUACAUCCGACGUCAGAACCAUACCAUCAGAAGGACUCGAGAGGGUGGUGCACCGAACCUACUUGUGCCCAAGGUCCCAACGGCCGAAGAAGCCCUGGCGAACCAUCGCGCUGUCGGGAGAGACUGGCAGGAGGCCAAGUUAUGA